Molecule: messenger RNA, 1105 nt
Organism: Phragmites australis (common reed)
Lineage: Eukaryota; Viridiplantae; Streptophyta; Magnoliopsida; Poales; Poaceae
Product: abscisic acid receptor PYL5-like
Exons: 3
Coding region: 169-777 (202 amino acids)
Biological process (GO): abscisic acid-activated signaling pathway
Cellular component (GO): nucleus; cytoplasm
Molecular function (GO): protein phosphatase inhibitor activity; abscisic acid binding; signaling receptor activity
Source: RefSeq, a predicted model, not a curated record
GAAACCAGCCAAACCGAUUAGCACAAGCCACUCUCUCUCCUCUCCUCACCUCUCUCUCUCUCUCUCUCUCAUCCAGGUAAACGCGGAGCUAGAGCUAGAGACAGGCGCGGCGAAGCGACCACCGAUCGGUGCCGCGGCGCGGGAGGCGGAGGGAUCCGGGAGGCAGGGAUGGUGGGCCUGGUCGGCGGCGGCGCGCGGGUGGGGAGGCUCGGAGGCGAGCUUGUGGCCAACGGCGCCGGCGCGGGAGGGGAGGCGGAGCACGUGCGGCGGCUGCACAGCCACGCACCCGCCGAGCACCAGUGCAGCUCCACCCUCGUCAAGCACGUUAAGGCACCCAUCCACCUCGUCUGGGAGCUAGUGAGGAGCUUCGACCAGCCGCAGCGUUACAAGCCGUUCGUCAGCCGCUGCGUGGUGCGCGGCGGGGAGCUCAUGAUCGGCAGCCUGCGCGACGUCAACGUCAUGACCGGCCUGCCGGCGACCACCAGCACUGAGCGCCUUGAGCGGCUCGACGACGACGAGCACCUACUCAGCGUCAGGUUCGUCGACGGCGACCACCGCCUCCAGAACUACUCAUCCAUCAUAACUGUACACCCGGAGAGCAUCGAUGGGCGGCCGGGGACGCUUGUGAUCGAAUCCUUCGUGGUCGAUGUCCCGGACGGAAACACAAAGGACGAGACCUGCUACUUCGUCGAGGCUGUGAUCAAGUGCAACCUUACAUCUCUCGCAGAGGUAUCGGAGCAGCUAGCGGUUCAGUCACCUACAUAUCCGCUCGACUGAUAGUGUCCUAUCACCGGUACAGACAUGCGAAUCGGCAUAAACAAGAGAAGCUUCGAAGGCUACCUGGACAGUUCAAUCUUUUUGAGACUGGUAGUUUCUCCAUCGUCUUUCGCAUAUACAUCUCCUGGAACGAUUAGUAGUAUGUAGGAUUAAGUAUCUGUAGUAGCUAGCUAGUGAUGGUUUAGCCUCUAGGAACUGCACCUAGUUACCUCAUGUUUAAUUAUAUAUACAUAUAUGCGUACUGCUAGUAUGUGUAGAGAAUAGCUUGGGCCGGUUUUUUGCCGGCCGUUUUUUCGCCUAUUUUGGUGCAUGGGAGUUCUUUUCUGCA